Molecule: messenger RNA, 2202 nt
Organism: Drosophila busckii
Lineage: Eukaryota; Metazoa; Arthropoda; Insecta; Diptera; Drosophilidae
Gene: PIG-B
Product: GPI mannosyltransferase 3
Exons: 5
Coding region: 167-1822 (551 amino acids)
Biological process (GO): GPI anchor biosynthetic process
Cellular component (GO): endoplasmic reticulum membrane
Molecular function (GO): alpha-1,2-mannosyltransferase activity
Source: RefSeq, a predicted model, not a curated record
CUCUUUUGCUUUGCUCUACACUUCGCGUUAUUUUUAGGCCGCUUCAUAAUUUUUUUUUACAGCAUAAGCGCGCCAAAUGCGUGUUUGUUGGCUAAAAUAGAAUAAUUUCUAACAAAACACGCACUUAUAAAACCAAAGUUGCGGCUGGCUACUUUAAGUUACAGCAAUGCGGCUGCUCUAUGUAUUUGCGCUUAUACUCGCCGUGCGAUUGGCAUCGGUUUUUGUAGUCAACACAUACUAUGUUCCAGACGAGUACUGGCAGAGUCUUGAGGUGGCGCACAAGCUGACAUUCGGCUAUGGCUAUCUCACCUGGGAAUGGGUGCAAGGCAUACGCAGCUAUAUAUAUCCUCUUCUCAUUGCUGGCGUCUACAAAUUACUUGCACUGCUGCAAAUGGACAGCGCACAAUUGCUGGUAUUGCUGCCGCGUCUGUUGCAGGCGCUACUUAGCAGCUACUCAGACUACCGCUUUUAUGUGUGGACAGGAAAACGCAAGUGGGCAUUGUUUUUGAUAUUGGUGCCAUGGUUUUGGUUCUAUACUGGCUCACGCACACUAGCCAAUACUCUGGAAGCAUCGCUGACAACAAUAGCACUCAGCUAUUUUCCUUGGUCAGGCGAGAGCUGUGCUUAUCUGUGGCCCGCAGCAAUCUGUUGCUUUUUGCGUCCCACAGCGGCGGUUAUCUGGCUGCCUUUGAGUUUCUAUCAUUUGAAAAAAAGCCGCUUGCCGCUGCUCGAGCUAAUCCUGAAACGUUUCCUGACCAUAGGCUUGUUUGUAGCGGCUGCUGGUGUGGCUAUUGAUAGCUAUUCGCAUGGCCAACUGAUCAUUACGCCUUGGCAGUUCCUCAAGCACAACAUAAUCAACAACAUUGGCAGCUUCUAUGGCUCACAUGCUUGGUAUUGGUACUUUACCACUGGACUGCCCGUUGUCCUUGGCAUCAACAUAGUGCCUUUUAUUUACGGUGCCGUACAGACGUUACGCCAAAGCCACAAGCAUAUCGUUAGCAAGCAAUUGCUUAUUACCAUUUUGCUCUCACUGAUCGUGCUUAGCACUGUGGAGCAUAAGGAGUUCCGUUUUGUGUCUUCCUUGUUGCCUUUAUGCUUGUAUAUUGCCGCUGAGGCCUUGUCGCGCUGGAGCUACAGUGCUUCCAGUGUAAAGCUUUGGCUAACUGCUUUGCUUAUACUGCUGGGCAACGCUCUGCCUGCUUGGUAUGCAAGCACCGUACACCAAAAGGCGCCCAUUGACCUGAUGCUUAAGUUGCGUGACAUUGCGCACAAUUAUCGCGAUGAGCGAGAACAUCGUGCCAGCAUUCUUUUCCUUAUGCCCUGCCACUCCACGCCUUACUAUAGUCACAUACACGAGAAUGUAACCAUGCGUUUUCUCACCUGCGAGCCGAAUCUUGAGCAACAGGCAAACUUUAAGGACGAGGCUGAUCGCUUUUAUGAGUCGCCCAAGCACUGGCUGCGCUCCCAUCUACCUGUGCAUCCGCGCACUGCGCUGCCCACACAUGUGGUGCUCUAUGAUGUGAUCAGCGACAAGAUUAGUGAAUUUUUGCUCAACUACAAGCUGCUGCACAGCAUUCAACUCUCUGAGGUGCAGAGUUUGGUCUCGGGACAGCAAAUGCUAGACGACUUGUCAAAUGCCAUGGGCACCAAGCUUCCCAGUUUGCAACCAAUUCUACACCAGUUGCAUGCACGCAUUGGCAAGACUAUACAAGUCUAUCAGCGCCUGCAGGCCGGUGAGGAGAACGCAUUUAAUCGUAAAGCUGCUGAAGAGCAGCUGAAGUCAGAACCUGUGGAUGUGCCUAGCCAAAAUCAGUUCAAUUAGAGCGGUGGCAUUUUUAACAAACUUUUAUGUGAAGACUUAUGCAACAAACUAAGCCCUCCGUUCAGAAGAAUAGGCAGAACCAGAAGAACAAAUUUAAUUUACGAACAUUACUACAUUACAAAUACCAUGUAAAUCUGGCUUUAGUGAAACGCUUUGUUUUUUAUUUUUACCAUGUUCUUGCAAAAUAUUUUUGUAGUCGACACCAAAACCCUCUGUACUCGUGUGGUUAGUUAAUAUUCUUUGUAAGUCAAGCGAUCUUUGUAUUAGGCGCAAAUGUCUAAAGUGAGGCAAUAAAAAUAUCAUAUAUUAUUUACACAAGUCUAUAGACUGUAUAGACUAGCUGCCCUAAUGUGCCCAAAAGUGUAUGAAAUAAAGUUUGA